Messenger RNA from Papaver somniferum (opium poppy), 1485 nucleotides. RefSeq lists its product as uncharacterized. The record is from RefSeq and is a predicted model, not a curated record. The transcript is spliced from 6 exons. Bases 328 to 798 code for a protein of 156 amino acids. NCBI's taxonomy places the organism in Eukaryota, Viridiplantae, Streptophyta, Magnoliopsida, Ranunculales, Papaveraceae.
ACAACUUCCCUUUUCUUCCCUCUCCCUCUCUCGUUUCUCUUUCCCCACGAUCUCCAAACCUCGCCUCUCUCGAGUAAACGAAAACCCUAACACAGUCACAACUAUAACCACCUUUACUUCCAGAACUAACACAGAAGAAUCCCCGAUCUUCUUCUUCUCAUAUAUGGAUGUUUUUGGUAACAAAACGACUUCAUCUGAAAUCGCUCAUCUCUUGUGUAAAAAAAUCACUCUUCUCUUUGUCUGAGCUAUUGACUUCAUCUGACAUCGGUCAAGGGUUUGCUCAAGUCACUGUGUUUUCAUUACUCUUUCUCUAGCAGAUGAAGAUUGAUGAACAAGAUGAAGGAUGCUGGAACUUCUAAAAGAGAACAUGCAGUCAUGGAGAAGAUUAAAGAAGCACACAGGAGAGUGAUGGUGGCUAACCAUCCUCACAAGGGUGGGAGCAUGUAUCUUUCUAAAAAGAUCAACGAGGCUGAGGUACUUUUGAUGGAUGAGGGUCGAUUUCAAUUCUUUCCAUGUGAAGGAUUGACAGAUGCUGAUGAUCCUAUUCCCAGAUCUAGUAAUGGCUUGUCUAAAGAAAUUUCUUUUAAGAUUCUGAAACAGGAAGUUAUAUCCAGAAAUGUAUUGGUUGAUGAAUGUUCAAGGCAGGUUGUCGAGGUGGAGCAAGCAGCCAUGUGGAAGUUUCUUUGGUGGUCGCGAAUCAUAGCUGUCCAUGUUAUGGUUGGCCAAAACAUAGAUGAUCACUCGGACUCAUGUUGGUUGUUGCAACAAUCUGACAAGAUAUAUGCUGGAGCAUUUUGACAGUGAUUCAGUGAUUCGAAUCACAGUUUGAUUCUUCACAAGACUAAACUUUGCGCUCCUGCACUUGCUCCAUUCAAGGCUUAUUACGAAGGUGAUGGUUUUCCCGAUGUGUUUGAUUUGUCAUUAUUAUCUCAUGUCAGGGUUCGUAAUCUUAUUAGUACCUUAAAGUUUGUAUAGCGUCAGUAGUCUGUUCGGUCUGAACUAACCCAAGAACAUCACCCUAAUAGUAUUGCUCAUCAAAGAACUCUUCUCCCGCUAACCAGAAUCCAUCUCAUAUAUUUUGAUGCUUCUUAUAUAGAAUCUAAUCGUACUAUUAGAAUUGGUAUCAUUCUUCUUGAUAAUGCAGGAAACUUUUGGGGUGCCAAAACAAUCCCAAGCACAACAUGAGAUGCUUAACAUGCUGAAGCCAAGGCUCUUCUUGUAGCCACACUAUGGGUUAACGAGCUAGAACUGCAGUUUACUUCAAAGGGGACUGAAUCAUUCUGAAGAUGUAUGCUAUGCUAUCUAGUGUUCAAAUCACCAUAGUUAACUAUUGCUGUUAUAGUGGUCUCUGUCAAGUUUUCUAGAUUUUUGGUGUAGUUAGUGUCAGUAUUAUUCGAAAAAAAUAUUGUCUUUAGGUUUCUGUUAGUAUUAUUUUGUAACAUUUGAUAAGGUCUUAUUUGGAAUAAAAUUUCUGUUAAUUCUGGG